UAUGUGAAAGUAACAACUUCCUGACACAUGGACAUCUAACUAGCCCCAUCUAGAGGCCAGAAUAAACUAUUACAAUAAUCGAGCACUGUUGAAUUUUACAUGAAAUUCUCGGAUUAAAUUUGAUUUAAUUUCUUUUGACGAAGCCUUUUAAAUAAUUCAUGCAAAAGGGUGUAUAGCCUAUUCAUGUUUGUUAAAGUCAACAAUCUCACACUGGUCUCAAAAUCCCUGUCUUUAUAAAUAUAUGCAAGAAGCAAUUAAGCCUAACUAUGAAACGAACUGUAAUAAGUAUGCAAUUCUGAAAGCCUACAAGGUCUACUAUUAUUCUAAAAUCCCACUGACCUGCCUCCUCGGUUUCGCAGUGAGCACGUCUGGUGCUUUCACUUCAAGAAACAGGAAGCAGGGUGAGAGACUGUCGGCACGGGAGCCGGGGAGAGCUCGUGCCAUCCAGCGCCGGAGUUCGUUUAGUUGCAGACAUUUAAACACUGACUGCUGUUAUGGAAGUGGAGGAGGGUGAAUGAGGAGCUGCACGGUGCUCCGUGAGCAGUGGCUGUGAUUUCGCAGGUCCGGAGUGACCCUUGGUCCAGUCCUGCUGGUCUUACUGGGCUCUGAUCUGUUGUGGAUGAUGGCUGACCACCUGCCUCCUGUUCUGCUGGAAGCCUGUGUGGUGAUUGGAGCAUCUAGUGACAAGCUCAGGGAUGUUUACCAGACCAUUAACAAUCAUGGAAAUUCAGAGCAUCUGACGUUGGAGCCAGAGGUACUGCAUGUCCUGGUGCCUCCCUUUGUUAGCCGACCACAAGCUGAUAGAGAGGCGCUGAGGCCACAUGGGAAAAAGAAGCGUUCCUUCCUCAAGAAGAAGAGAGAAAAACCUCCUUCAGCUGCAGCAACUCCCAGCCAAGGAAGUGAAGAUAUCAGUGUUCCUAAAGACAUCGACCUCAUGGUUCUACCUCAACUCUGCUUCCCAGGUGGGCUACAAGUCACCAAUAAACUGGAGGAUGAACAAUUUCACUUCCUGGUUUUCACUGAUGUCCUAGGCAACAAGACUCAUGGAGUUGUAAUGCAAUGUUUCAGGCCAAUAAUGGAGGGGACGUCUGUCUUCCAGAACGGUGCUGGAUCCUCUAAGUUUCCUCAACUUUUCUCUGCCUACAGUAUCUGUGUCAUAUCCAAGUAUCCUUACUUCACUGCUCUCAAAGACUGUCUGUCAUGUCUGUUAGCCCAGCUGAGAACUUGUCGUUUAUCAGACAUGGAGGCGAGGGUGAAGGAGUUUGCAGCUAAACUUGCCCUGGUGCCUAUCCCCCCUCCUGGACCACUACAUUUGACGUUUACCUUGCAUCCUCUCACUGUCGUGUUACCAUCGAGAGAGGACAAAGACCAUCCAGUGAUUGAUUUAGACCUUCAUCUGCCUUUCCUCUGCUUCAGGCCCCAGCAACUACUGCAGGUGCUGUCUUGUCUCCUGCAGGAGCAGCGGGUUGUGUUAUUCUCUUCUAAUUGGGCCAGACUUACCUUAGUGGCAGAGAGCUUGUUGCUUUUCCUGCAGCCUCUGUCAUGGCAGCAGCCAUAUGUUCCUGUCUUGUCCAGAGGCAUGUUGGACUUCCUCAUGGCUCCUACUGCCUUUCUCAUGGGCUGCCAUCUCAGCCAUUUUCAAGAAGUUGCUGAUGAAACAGAUGAUUUAAUUCUGAUCAACAUUGACAGUGGACAGGUUUCUACUUCACAUUCUGAGAGUCUGGGUCUCCCAGAGAUCCCCCAGGCUGCUGCAAACUGCUUCACUCAGAGAUGUCAGUCCCUGCAGAUACACUUUGACAUGUACCAGAGCAGCCAUACAAGCUGCACAGACAUCAAUGAGCAGCGAGAGCAGAGAAGAGCAUGGCAACAACACCUUAACCAUGACAUCCAGAGGAUCACACUGGAACUGAUCGUCAACAUAUUCAGGGAUGUUAGCCGUCAUCUGAACUAUGAACAUCGAGUCUUUAACAGCCAAGAGUUCCUGAAAACCAGGGAGCCAUCUGAGCAGCUGUUUUACAAGAAGGUGUUGGAGACCCACAUAUUUCAUUUCUUCCUCAAAGAUCGUCUCAACAGGAAACCGGACGACUUUACUCGAAUGGAGCUUAGCACUUGCUCUGAGAUGGGGAGGAUAAAGGCCAGGGUUGAAGUCCCGCGCAGACCCACCAUGCAGGAGAUUCAAGCCCGCAGAAAAAGCUCCAUUACAGAAGGCAAGCUAAGUAAGAGACUGGGGAUGAGCCUCCCUAACCUGUUAGAUAACCAAACUUUCAGCCUCCAGAAGAAGACACUGCCGAGCGGCACCCUAAUACCUGAACCUGUACCGAGAAUUCCUCCAAAGACAGUAAAGGUGUUCAAGCUCCCAGAAUUCCCAGUUUCUCUGUCCUUUCAUGCAGUCCAAAAUUACUACAGUGAGCUGAUCCAGCAGCUUGGAAAAGCCAUCUUCUCCGCCCAAAAGGAGAGUCCUUCCCUGCUGGCCAGGUUUUACUACCUGCGUGGUUUCGUUAACGCGCUGUGUUUGCGGAGGCUGGAUGCCCUGAGUGAUUUCCAAAACCUCUACAAAACGGACAUGGCAAUCUUCCCCAUGCAGCUGGUCACAUGGCUCACGGAUUCACUGCACAAAGACGAGAGACAUCAAGUGGACAGACGACCUGAACUCAAGAGGCUCAUCCUCAAGGUGAAGACAGAAAACGAGAAGCCAUUGGUGGAGCCUGAUGACCAUGUCAAGAAGUUUCAACUCCCCCGAAAAGAUCUGCAUCAGGAUGAGUUUGUGCGCUGUGUCCAGGAGUGUGGAAUUAUUAAAGAUGUAGCAACCAUCAACCGUUUAUUUGAUGCUCUAAGUGAUGGCCAACCAAAGAAGGUGGAUCCUGAACUCUUCAGACACUUCUACACCUUCUGGAAGGAGAUGGAGGCUGACGCACAAGACGUCAACUUGCCCUCCGAGGUCAUAGACCAUCUCGACAAUAGCGAGUGUGUCUACAAGGUGUCGUCAUGUAUCAAGACUUCCCAUGGUGUUGGUAAAAUUGCCAUGACACAGAAGCGUCUGUUCUUGCUUACAGAGGGAAAACCAAGAUUCCUAGAAAUCACAAAUUUCAGAGACAUACAGGAGGUGAAGAUUGCCUCGGCUCCUGUUCUACUUGUUCGUAUUCCCUCCCUCCGUAUCCAAACCUCCAGCAGGCUGGAGGUGUUUGAGGCGAACCUAAAGACAGAGGCUGAACUCUGGAACCUUGUAGUCAAAGAGAUGUGGGCUGGACGCAAGAUGGCCGACCAACACAAGGACCCUCAGUACGUGACUCAAGCCCUGACCAAUGUCCUCUUAAUGGAUGCUGUCACAGGCUGCCUGCAGACCCAGAGGUCCAUUAUUGCCGCCUCAAAACUGGCCUACUUUGACAAGAUCAAACUCAAAGCUCCAAUGAAGGUGUCUGAAACUACCUCAGACACUCUGAAACACAGGAUCAACCCGUCACUGGGCCUGGCUGAACCUCAGACUGUGCAUGUGCUACUUUACACACCAGGUCAGUUGACCUGCGAUGACUCCAAGGGUGGAAUGAACCCAAAGUUGUGGGUGGCCCUCAGCGGGGGCAGAGUGGUUGUGUUUGACGCAGCGAGCUGGUCCAUGCUGCAGGACUGCAUUCAGGUCGGAGAGUCGCAGCUGAACUGCAUGCUUGGAUUGAACCAGGAUCAGGUCUGGAUCGGCUCUCAGGACUCUGUGAUCUACAUCAUUGACACUCACAGCAUGUCGUGCAACAAACAGCUGACCGAACAUAGACAUGAAGUGACUGGAUUCACAGCAGACAGCAGAGAUCAACACAGCAGUCAGCAGACGUACUCCUGCAGCAGUGAUGGAACAAUUCUGCAGUGGGACUCAGCUGGUCUCAAAGUGAAGCGGCAAUUUCACCUUAUGUGUGACCGUCUCUCAUCCAUACAGACCUAUGAUGGUACCCUCUGGUGCUGUUGUGGUGACAGUAUUGUGGAACUGAAAAAGAGUGGGACGCCACAAAGAAGACUGGAAAUUCCUGAUGACCUACGGAGCAUGCCCAGUAGCUUCAGCUGCUUUGUUUUCAUCCCUGAGCGAGGUGAGUUGUGGACGGGCUGUGCAGACUUAGGUGAGCUGUGUCUCUGGCAAACUAACAACCACAGACGUCCAUCCAAGAGGAUCUCCCUGCCCGGCUGUUCAGGAGUCACCUGUAUGAUUCCAGUCAAGGACAAGAUCUGGGUGGGGUGUCUUGGCUGGAGCAGUGUUGGAGAUCACUGUGACGGUCAGCUGAGAAGUCAGGUGCUAGUGAUGGACCCAGUGAGCCAAACUGUGGCAAAGGAGCUGCAGGCCCAUACAGACAGCAUCCAGACGCUCUGCUCCGCUGAGGAUCGCUACGUCUUGAGUGGCUCGGCACACCGGGAUGGCAAAAUCGCAAUCUGGAGAGUUGAGUAGGGAAGAGAAACAUACAAAGCAGAAGUGACGCAAGAGAGGCACUUUAAGAGACUUACACUAGAUGUGUCAAAUGUUUACAUGACAUCAAGGCCAUCCUCAUGAAGGUUAUAGCCAUAUUACAUGGGCAAAGAAGUUAACCCACUAGUCUGUAAAAUAAAAAAAAUGAUGAUGGCAGCCCCUAAGGAUCACUUUUUGAGACUUUUCUGGAACAUGGAUGCAUUCGACAAACGAUACACUGUUUAUGACUUGGGUUUAGUUUCGGAUGCUUUCCUGGAUUAAUACACAAACCCACAUACAAGAUAUGACAACGGUCAUCCAUAUGUUCUGUUUCAUAAACAGGAUUAAGUUCAGGCAUCAACAUAAUGUUAACAUAAUUCUAUAAUAUUAUUCUUAUUCAUAUUUUGUGUCAAAUAUUGAUAAUAAAUAACAUGUCAAUAACAA
Notolabrus celidotus (New Zealand spotty) is the source of this 4864-nucleotide messenger RNA. Its product is annotated as DENN domain-containing protein 3-like. Gene Ontology annotation, biological process: regulation of Rab protein signal transduction. Gene Ontology annotation, molecular function: protein binding. Bases 620 to 4423 code for a protein of 1267 amino acids. Lineage: Eukaryota; Metazoa; Chordata; Actinopteri; Labriformes; Labridae. The transcript has 28 exons. Gene Ontology annotation, cellular component: cytoplasmic vesicle. The record is from RefSeq and is a predicted model, not a curated record.